Molecule: messenger RNA, 1156 nt
Organism: Punica granatum (pomegranate)
Lineage: Eukaryota; Viridiplantae; Streptophyta; Magnoliopsida; Myrtales; Lythraceae
Source: RefSeq, a predicted model, not a curated record
UCCCCUCUCGUUAAAUUGCGCACUGUGAGAGAGAGAGAGAGAGGGGGGAGAAAAUUGGCAAGGAAAAAAAUAUAAUAAAUCGCAUCCCUCCGUCUCCCCCUCUCUCCGGCUUUCUCUCUCUCUCUCUCUCUCUCUCGCCUCGACGGGCUCAAUUUCAACACAGGGGGGGCCCGUGUCUGGUGAGGUUCUGAGCUCCGAGAUCGGCUGUCGGAGGAUUCAUUUCUAGAGCUCCUUCUUUACCCUGGCGAACAGGAGGAUCGAGAAAAUGGAACACGAUGAGACCGGAUGCCAAGCUGCACCAGAGGGUCCCAUCCUGUGCAUUAACAACUGCGGCUUCUUCGGGAGUCCUGCAACUAUGAACAUGUGUUCCAAGUGCCACAAGGACAUUCUCCUAAAACAGGACCAAGCAAAGCUGGCAGAAUCCUCCAUUGGGAGCCUAGUGAAUGGAUCAUCAAGCAGCAUGGAAACUGAACCUGUUGCUGCUGCAGCUACUGUUGAUGCAGAGGUUGGUCCAGUGGAACCUCCGAUAGUCACCGGACAGCCCGCUGUCCCUUUGAGUUCAAAUGGUAACGUUGAAUCUAAACCCAAGGAGGGCCCUAACCGCUGCACCACCUGCAAGAAACGCGUUGGCCUAACAGGCUUUAGCUGCCGCUGCGGGAACCUCUUCUGCGGCACCCAUCGUUACUCCGACAAACAUGAUUGCCCGUUUGAUUACAGAACUGCUGCCCGUGACGCUAUUGCUAAAGCAAACCCGCUUAUCAAGGCCGAGAAACUCGAUAAGAUAUAAUGAUGGGGAAAAGAAGUCUCAGCAGAUGAGUCUUGAUGCUUUAUUCUCAGUCACGAGGUGGCGACUUCAAGUUGGCUGCUGCAUAAUCUGCGAGGUGGUGGUGUCACUUUUGUGUUAUAUUUGCUGGGAGGCAUAUAAGAAAAAGAUUAGAGCAUCCUUGUGGUGCGAUGAACUCUUUUAUCUUUCCUUGUGAUGGCUCUGGUGUUUUCUCGAGUUCGAGUAUGUGGUGGUUUGAUGGAUAUUGUGAUGAUUAGUAGCUUCGUUAUGUUUCCAUGCUCUGCUUUGAAAGAUGGAUGCUUUUUUCAUUCUAGUGCAUGUCAGAAUGGUAUGUGCUAUCUUGAACCGAAUAGAAGACGAGCUUUAGACAGA